Beta vulgaris subsp. vulgaris (sugar beet) is the source of this 933-nucleotide messenger RNA. RefSeq lists its product as uncharacterized. The record is from RefSeq and is a predicted model, not a curated record. Bases 1 to 933 code for a protein of 310 amino acids. Lineage: Eukaryota; Viridiplantae; Streptophyta; Magnoliopsida; Caryophyllales; Amaranthaceae. Gene Ontology annotation, molecular function: nucleic acid binding; zinc ion binding. The transcript has 2 exons.
AUGGCUAGACUUGCAAACCGAGACUUUGAGAUCCUUGAAGCCUUAGGCCAAAGGUAUCUAGAAUGGAGGGUGGAUGCAAAAGCUUACCUAAAGUCACUUAGCCUCUACCACACCAUUGUCGAAGGUGGUGCCCCUACCCCUUUGGAGCAAGCGAAAGCAUUGGUAUAUCUCAAACACCAUAUACAUGAAGAAAUCAAAUCUGAAUACAUCCUUGUGGAAGAUCCCAAAGAGUUAUGGGAUAACCUAAAGGAUAGAUUUGAGCAUUUGCAAAGAAUUAUCGCUCCAAGGGCCCAACAUGAAUGGUCAAUACUCAGGUUUCAGGACUUUGCAUCACUAAAGCUGUGUGGAGAACUUGUGUCUGAACGAGCCAUGAUUGAGAAAACCCUCUCCACUAUGCAUGCCAAUAAUAUUGUUCAACAAGAACAAUAUCGUGAAAGGCGUUGCCAAAAGUUCUACGACCUAAUUGCCAUCCUUUUGGUUGCACAACAGAACAACCAAAUCGUGCUCUCAAUUCAUAAUCAAAGGGCAGCAGGUACCAGCACAGCAGCAGUUGAAACAAAUGCCACUAGAGGUGGCAAGCGCUGGAAUAAGCGGGGAGGUAACUCAAACUGGAAUGGCCGGUUCAAAAAUAGGGGUAAUGGAGAAAGAAAUGACAAUGGAAGUGGCAUAGGAAGAGGACACCAAAACUGGCGCCCAAACAGACGACGCGGAGGAAGAAAGUCCCAACAAAGAACACAAGAGAAAAGUUUUAAAUGUGGCAUUCAAGGGCAUUGGGCAAAUGAAUGCCGCACAGCCAAACAUCUUGUAGAUCUAUAUGUGGCCUCUACUAGGGAUCAAGGGAGACGUGGCGAAACAAAUUUCGUCACUGAAACUACUCCGCUCCCAUACCUCGAUGUAGCUGAUUACCUCAUGGAAGAUAUUUCUAAUGUCUAG